AUGGCGUCCAUCCUGAAGAGUCAAGCGGCUUUCGAAGAAAGGGCCAAGGAAUGUGGGCUGACACAAGCUGAGCUUGAUGUGCUCGUGCGUAAGGGUUUGACAUCUUUGUCGCUCCUUGCCUUCAGUGUCUCGACCCCGGGCGAAGUACCGCAGGAGGCUGAGCUCAGGUCCAUCCUUGAUCCCGCGGACCCCACGACUGUGCCGUUGCGUGCACUGUCGGCGCUGCGGCGCCUCAUGUUUGAAGCUCAAACUCUGUCCAUUGCACAGCUUAAAAGCUCGAUUGAGGGUGAAGGCGAAAAGAAAGCGGAGUUGGCCCCUGCUGAGAGGAUGAAUCGUAUAGCCGAUCAGCGGAAAAGGCUCGUGGGGCUCAGCUUGACUGGUCCUUUGGAAAACGCUUUCAGCAAUUACACUUAUGUCGCCCAGGUCGUUGAUCAGGAUUGCCUCUCCUAUUUGGAGCCCCACAGGUUCCUAACCAGGGCCAUGGAGGUGAAUCGAGAAAAGCCAGGGAAAGAGUUGAUCUUAGAUGAGGGCUCGCGCAUGAGUAUCCGCGACAAGGCCCACAAGGAUAAGUGUGGCAUUCAGAAUGAGUUGCAGCUCUCCGAAGCCCUGUGUCGCAGAGCACUUGCUUGCGACCUUCUGCAGCUUUGUACUUUUGCAUCCAUGGACUUGUGGCACAGGCAUCUGCUUGCCAAGCUAUCGGAGCAGCCGCCUCCAUACUAUGCUAAGGUUUCGAUGGAGCAGCUGCUCAGGUGCGACAAGGCGGCAUGGGUGCGCAUGAGUGAACUCUUGACUUCUCUGAAGAAGGAUGACGCGGGAAACCUGCCAAUGGAUGCUGCUCUGGACAAGCUUCAGUACGAUCCAAAAAUCAUGAUGCAUUUGGCCCCACUUCCUGGGGCUAAGUGGAAGGGCGAUGGCAAGGGCGACAAGGGCACAAAGCGUGAUGCCGAUGGCAAGCCGAAGUUGCCUCCUCACCGACCCGGUAAAGGUGCAGGUAAGGGAAAGUGCCCUGAAGCGUUAUCCGACUCCCGCUUGAAGCACAACUGUAGCAAGACUAAGAAACGCCUGUGCUGGAAUUUUAAUCUGCAGGCGGCAAACCACGAGUGCAUGAUGGCACAGAUAGAUAAGGUGGGCCCGUUGGCAUGUCCCAAGCCGGCCGCAGCAGUGCGUGAACGAAUCCCGAAUGUUGUGAUUGAUGAGCGAGUUUUUCCCUUGCCCGCUGAGCGGCGAGUGCAAGUCUCUUUGCAUCCAGCAGAGCAAUUUGCGCAAGACGUGCUGUCGUCUGGUGAACCUGUGACAGCAUCUUGCAUUGAACGCCUUUUCAGUUUGUUACCCUCUAGACUGGAUGAACGCUUUGGUUCAGAGUCUGGCAGAUCCUUUGUUGCAGGUGUUUUCCGACAUGGGGGCGUCGUUGGCCUCACAAACACCUGUCGCUCUUUUCCUCAAUCGGUCAUUUUGGCCAUCUCUUGGGCCGUGCAGCACGGCGGGUCCAAGUUGACAGAUUUCACAUUUUGCUCGAUUUCCUUGAAUCUUAACGUCAAGACUGAGGUUCACCGUGAUGUGAACAACGAUGAUGCUGACAACCUUGUGCUGGGUGUCACCGACUUUUCAGGUGGGCACAUCUGGGUUCAAUCCGAGUCGGGCAGCCAUGCUCUACCCGUCAAUGGUUCCCUGGUCCCUGGAGACUUGUAUGAUGUUGCAGCGGCCCCAGUUUCUGAUAAAGUCAAAGGAGUGCCUCUUGAUAGUCUCAUGUUCCUCGAUGUGUUCUGUGGUUCGGGGGGCCUCUGUGCUUCUUUGCGUCAGCUGGGCAUGAAGCUGAGCGUUGGUUUGGACCGUCAUGCACAACGUGGUUGCAAAUGUCCCGUUGUCUCACUGGACCUUACGAAGCCGGGAUCCCGAGCCAUUCUGCUCGACCUCCUUAGGCAGCCAAAUGUUGUUGCGUGCCAUUUGUCUCCACCUGUGACCACCAGCUGUGUCGGUUUGGCGGGCCCUCGCCCAAGUGGCCUCCGCAAUGCAGCGCAUCCUGAGGGUCUGCCAGGUCUUCAAGGUGCUGAUCUUGAUUUGGUCAAUGGGGCUAAUGCCCUUUUUGCCAUGUGCGCAGAGGUCUGGCAUUUCUGUUGGAGUCAUGGGGUAUUCUGCUCCAUUGCUCACCCCAGCCGAUCCAUCAUGUGGCUCACUGCUUCACUCCGGUCUUGCCAGUCCUCUCCCUUCAUCUCCACUUCUUUGCAUCAGUGUAUGUUCGGCUCCUACAGACGAAAGGCUACCCGCCUUCUGCACACGGUUCCCUUCCUGCAGAAACUUGGUGUGACGUGUGAUGGUGCCCACGCUCACGAGCCGUGGCGCUCCCCGGCGCAAAAUCGCGCCAAAGACGCUGGCCUCCCGCCUAUGCUGUGCAAAUCCUUUGCCCAGGCACUUGUGGAUCAACUGCUUGCAUGCGGUGCGCGCGGCCCGGCGUGCUCUCUUGCCAAUGCAUCCUUGUCGCUCUCGAUGGGCGCCCGUGUGACUACAGCUGCACAGCCUUCAGGUCGGAAGAUUCCUCCACUGGUGCCUGAGUUUUCUCGCACAGUCAAAGUGUCGGGCCCAGCCGAUCAGCUGCCGUGCACCUCGAAGACCAAGCUGCUAUCGGCCUGGACAGUCCCCAAGACUGUCUUCUGCACACCUUUUCUUUCGUCGUUGCCGGCAGGUUCCAAGUGCCUCCGAGCCAGCCCUUAUGCUCCACGGGGUAUGGCGCCUACCUCGGGGCCAGCCACCUUUGCAUCUACAUCUGAGCCAACUGCCGGUGCGGAGCCCUGCUCCUCUGCUGCAGGUAUGCCUACGAUCGCCAUGGGUGUGGGUUCAGCUAGUCCCGACUCCCCUAACACCUUGUGCCGACCGGCACCUGCCCUGCCUGAGGCUGCUGAGGGUGUAAUGUUAGGUAGUCCUGAUCCCCUGGUUCCGCGGUGCCAGCCGGUCCCUGCCCUACCCCUGCCUGCAGCCAGUGCAGCCAGUGCGACUCCCAAUGUCAAGUCGGGGCUUGAAUUGCUCUUUGGCAUACCGUGGUCACCUUCGGAGUUUGUGGAGCAGGCAUGCAAUGCGAAGCACCCGCGCUCCUUAGAUCAAGGUGUGCCAACUGGCAUGUCGGCAUGUAUUGAUCAUUUGUGCGAGCACAGCUCGGUCAGUGUGGCUAGAGAACGCACGGCUGAACUUCGCAAAUGGAUGCUUAGGAAGAAAGAGCUUGACGAGAGCUUUGACGGACCCGAACAUUGCAAGAAGAUCCUAGCUGGGAAACCUUUGAAACUCUUCGGGGAGAUGGUCAAAGCUGCUGGGCAUGCCGAUGCAAACCUGGUACGAGAUAUACAGAACGGCUUCGACCUGCUUGGGGAAAUCCCUUCCUCGUCUGUCUUGCCGAAGAAAACCACCGUGGCAUCCCUCAGCAUCGAGGACGUAAGAAUCGCCACCCCGGCGAAUCAGCGUGCGAUCUGGGAAGCUACCCGCACCUGCAGGGAUCCUGAAAUUGCUUCGGAAGUGUAUCGCCUUACCUUGGAGGAGCGGGACAAAGGGUGGCUCACUGGACCCUUCUCUCUCGCCGAUGUGCCGGAGACUGCCAUUGUUACGCGCCGCUUUGGCGUCAGGCAAGGUGUGACGACGACGGCCACCGGUGUGGCGGCAAAGAUCCGUCCGAUCGAUGACUUCACGGAAAGCUUAGCCAACUUGACGUGCACCUGUGCGGAAACAAUUGACCCGCAUUCAGUGAACGUCAUUGUGGCCGGGAUCCUGAGGCGGUGCCGGCUGCUACGAAAAUCAGGAAAGGACGCCCGCUUGCUUCUUCGUACGAUAGACCUGCGUAAAGCCUAUAAGCAACUUCCUUUAUCGGAGCGGGCUUUGGGGGAUGCUUAUAUCUGUGUGCUUAACCCGAAUACGGGCGAACCUGAACUUUACCAAAGCCAGGUGCUACCCUUUGGCGCUAAGCCAUCAGUACAAGGAUUCUGUCGUUCUUCGGGGGCAAUUUGGAGUGUGGGGCAGGCCCUGCUCCACAUCCACUGGAGCGUGUUUUUCGACGAUUUUGUAGCAGUGUCCUCUCCGGAGGAAAAGGGCCAUCUUGAUCUUGUGUUGCGGUCGUACUUUGCCUUGAUCGGCUGGGAAACGUCCGACGAAAAAGACGCGGGGUUCAAAAGUGUGGCAAAAGCCUUAGGAGUAGAGUUUAGUUUGGACGAGAUCCACCUAGGUCUACUUAGGGUUCAAAACACAGAGGCUAGGAAGCGUGAGCUCGUGUCCACGAUCGAGUCCAUCGUGCAGCAAGGUGGAGUGCAUGCCAAAGAGCUUGAGUGCUUGCGUGGCCGUCUUCAGUUCGCUGAGUCGCAGGUGUUUGGUCGGGGUGCGGCCCAGCGCAUGCGAGCUAUAUCAAAAGCAAUGAAGCUCUCGGGCUUUGUGGUCCUCGAUGAUUCCUUGACCGAGGCCCUGCUCUUCUUGAAAGAUCGAGUUUUGCACGGGGAAGCAAGGAUGAUCAGGGCUUGCGAUCGUUCCACCUACCACUUGUUCACAGACGCUUCCUACGAAGCAGAUGCGCCAGCCGGCCUAGGAGGCAUUCUUUAUAGCGAUAGGGGUUUGCUCCUUAGGUGGUACUCCGAGUCUGCCGACCCAGACGUUCUGGAGGCCAUAAACAAAGAGGGCAAACAAGGUCUGAUCUAUGAGUUGGAAGCUUGUGCGGCGGUGCAAGGUGUGGUGCAACUUUGCAACUCUUUGAGUGACUGCAAUCUCAUUUGCUAUUGUGACAAUGAGGCCGCCCUCGCGGCCCUCAUCAAGUGUGCUUCCGAUUCACCGGUGGUAGCAUCGCAGCUCAACAAGCUCAGCAUGCUUGAGGAUGAGAAAGGAAUCAGCAUAUGGUUUGAAAGAGUGGAGUCAUCUGCAAACCCUGCUGAUGAUCCUUCGCGAUUUGUGUUUGGCAAGCUUCCUACCAACUUCAGAGUCCGUUGGGCCCCAGGCGAAGAGCUGUUGUUCUAG
Symbiodinium sp. CCMP2592 is the source of this 4977-nucleotide messenger RNA. NCBI's taxonomy places the organism in Eukaryota, Dinophyceae, Suessiales, Symbiodiniaceae. The record is from the annotation of a GenBank genome assembly.